Molecule: messenger RNA, 6774 nt
Organism: Mucor velutinosus
Lineage: Eukaryota; Fungi; Mucoromycota; Mucoromycetes; Mucorales; Mucoraceae
Gene: HTZ1
Product: histone H2A.Z
Exons: 10
Coding region: 1-6774 (2257 amino acids)
Biological process (GO): termination of RNA polymerase II transcription
Cellular component (GO): nuclear body
Molecular function (GO): ATP hydrolysis activity; helicase activity; transcription termination site sequence-specific DNA binding
Source: RefSeq, a predicted model, not a curated record
AUGCCCAAAAUCCUAUUUCAGGAAAGACAAGCAGAGAAAUUUUUUAAAUCCACCUUUUUCUUGUUCUUUUUGACAAUCAUGAGUAGCAACAACAAUGCUUCCCAGCUGAAAGAAGUAUUAAACUUGCUGGAAGAGAAGCAGCAGAACCCGGGCAAUGCAGAUAUAGAGACCAAUUUCUUCAACAAGGCGCUAGAAUAUCUGUUGGCGAGCGCUGUCAAUCACUGGUGGUGCACCAACGCUACACUGCCUAUCGCUCGUGAGUCCUUGUGGUUGUUCUCUCUGCCCGAUCAUGAUCCCAUUGUCAAGUACAAAAAGAAGCUCAACACACAGCUGAGCUCUUGUACGUACUGUGUUCAAGCAUACCAGAAUUCAAAGCAAUCCGUAAAAGCAAGAUACGACAAGGUCUUUCCUGCAGAAACAGUGCAUGAUUUCUUUCAGGGUAUAGAAGCCUUUGAUGUCAAUCGAGUCAAAUCAACAUUCAGAUCAGCACAGGAGGGCACUUUCAGCAUGACCACCCAAGUAAUAUGCUCCAUCCUAGAGAUCAUCUACGCCCCUUACCUCUUGAAGGAUGCCAAAUGUGACGAACUGCUGGGAAAAGUGUUUGACCUGAUCCAGCAGACCAAAUCAUUCCCCACAUUCGGCACAGACACAGCAAUUUACAUCUUUCGCAUGUCGUUUUAUCACCAUCGAAUUGUGCGGUUUUGGGCUCGAAAACUGCUGGAAAAGCUGGUUACAAUGGAUCAUUACAUGCUGUCAGAGAGCGAUUUCGUUCAAGUCAAGUCGUUGAUUGUGGCUAUGCUCACCGUAUUCAUGCAGGAGGAAGAGGAUAGCAAAGUGGAUGUAGAGAUUGCCAAAUUGUGCCCGUUUGAGAUCACCAAGGAUUUGGGAGAGUACUGGAAAUCGUUCAGAUUAGCCAUCGGUAUGGCAUCGUCUGACAUGAUGUUGGCCUGUUUACGAGAAUCCAAUGUGUCAAUGUCCAGCUUGAUCCAAGUGCAACUCUCCAGCAGUGCAGAAUGGCUUGCCGAGAUUCUCAAGACAAUGACAGCCAUGCUACUCAAGAUGCAGACCAAAUUCUGGGGCAAGAUCACCAAGGACAGCACCAUCUACUACGACAUUGUAAAGCAGAUUUGUGAACAUCCAGUUUUUCAAGGCGCCAUGCAGAUCGCGAGGGAGGGAAAUACGGGCAAAAUUCUGCAGCGUGAUGGCAGUCGAUAUCCCGAUGACAAACUGAUGGCCAAGAUCAAGAGCAUGUUGGAGUGGUUAUACCCCUAUUGGUCGUCACUGCGACAUACCAGGGUGGAAAAGGACAUUACGCAAAAGAUUCUGGAUACAACAUUCGGCUACUUUCAGAUGGAUACGUGGGGUGUGAUGAGUCGGGCUUACUGCGCCGAACUGGGUCUGCAGAUCAUUGAUCAGUGCUUGGCAGAUGACUCGGUGCCUGUGGAUAAAAUCGUCGAAUACGUGGAAAAGAUCAUGGGGUUUGCAAAGACAGAUGCGACAUCCCUGCCAGUGCUGGUGCAGCGCAUGCCAGUGGUUGCCAGAAACAUCUUGUCGGAUUUUGUGGACAGGGACUCUAACUGCUUGAACAAGGCGUUUCAGGCCAUCUUUCAGAUAGACGAUCUCCCCAGCGAAUUGGACGACGAAGACAUUGUGGACAAUACUCCCAAGAAAUCGCCCUAUGGAUCCAUAUGGACAGCCGUCAAGUCGUGCUACAAUGAAGAUGUGUGCAGGCAUUCCUGGCUAGUGACACUGCUGCUCAAGGCCUACGCCAACAUUGCUUCGUCAGAUGUUCCCUCCAUUGCCAAAGACGCUGAAGCGAGAAACGAGUUGCUCUCUGCGGAAUGCAAGGCUGUGCUGACUCGGUUUGCUGAUUACCGUGCUGUGGUGGCCAAGACGCUCAAAGUGAUUUGUAAAGCAGAUUGGACCACGCGAAAAGAGCUGUUGACAGACAAAGAUAUGAUCCAGCCCCUGCUUCACUUGAUAUGUUCACCGUACCUGGAGAUCAAGCAAGACGCUGCUCGUUUCAUACAGCAAUACCCCCGCGACAUCAGUGAUCAAGACUUGUUUCACGAUUUUUUCUACAUGUGUCAACCGCUCAAGGUGCUAGAAGCUUUUAAUGCUAUUUUGCGUGAAUUCACAGCGUUGACCAGUAGUCCUACGUUGAACGUGUUUAAAUCAGUGCCCUCGCUUGCCACUUUCUUUUCAAUUCAAGUCCAUUUGAUGACAAGCGAGCCCAGCGGCUAUUUGAUGACACUGAUUGAAAUGGGACCCGAAAAAGCCAAGGAUGAAGAUGGCCUUAUUGGCGAGUUCUGGGAUGUGUGUUGGCGUACCAUUAGCAUCAUUUUGGACAAGGGCCUACAGUGGGCCUCUCAGUACAAGCCCUCUGCUGUGGUUAAUUUGAUUGUGCCUAUUCUCGACACAGCUUCACAAAUGAUGCAUUCCAAGAAACUCUUUGAACGGGCUAUUGCCGUCACAUCGCAACAGGAGCAAGCAGCUGUUACCUAUGAUCACAUCAACACCAUGACAGACUCCCUCUCGCACUGGAUCUAUGUGACACGCCAAGAUAUGAUUUCUCGUCUUAUACCACUCACAAAUACCAUUCUCAACACCUUGAAAAAGGCAGAGGUCAAGAUCUCUGUGGAGGCUUACGACCGCUUCAUGACGGCUGCAACAGGUGUCAACUCCAGCAAACUCACUGACAAUGAAAGAGAGUGUCUCUUCAUGGCUUUGAGUGCGCACGAACCCACCAAUUUCAUUUUUCUGAACGAUGAUAGCGAUGAUGAAGAUGUGGAAUGGCAAGCAGUGAAUCCCUCUAGCAGUCAAACAGCACGCAAGGAAACUUCCAAUGCUAUGACAAGCAGUAUCUCUGCGCCCAGCGUCAUUUCUUCUCAGCAGCAACCAGCAAGUACUAGAAAGCGUCAGAUCACUCUGGAUCAAAGCUUCUCCAAUGUAGCCAUAACAAGCCCAACGCGGCCCACUACCAUCAAAGCGACUACACCUAAAAUCACAAGCUUCUUUACAACUACAGCUACAGCUACGGAUCCUCACGAAAUCUCUGACGACGAGAUUGAAGAAGAAUUUGCAGAUAUUGAUUACUCCCAAAUGCCAGAUGAGUGGUUUGAUGCCAAUGCUACUACGUCCAGUGAUGUGCAGCAGAAACAAGGCAAGCCAACUCAUUUUGGUCAAGACGCCAUGCAGGUAGAUGAUCCUCCUUUGCAACAACAGCAGCAACAAAACCAAAGAUCCAGCAGCAGUGCUCCCAUAGUCCACAAGCUUGGCUCCGACAUCAAGCCCAAGCACACUCGAUUUUACCCUGCAGAGAGCAAGCAACCUACCUUUGCUGUUACCUCCAAGGGUCGCAAACUGCGUCCACCCACCAUGGGAUUCACAUCCAAGCUCAAGAAUCUGCGAGAGGAGUUCCGUGCUGAACGUCGCUUGAUUGCCACUGCCAAGUCGCCUUCUGCUGCUGGUAUUGUUCGUCAACGUUAUGGUGGGUCUCAGGACAAUUCAUCAGAUUCGUCUGAUUCCUCCUCGGAUGAUGGAGACGAUGAUGAUGCUGGUUUGCUGGGACUGAUCAGUGACAUGGAUGGUACGACACCUGAAUUCAAGGCAGCGAAUGUGCAGGCAGAGAGUGCCAGUGUCAAGGCACUGUUUGAUGCCAAACCUAAGCGAACCAUCAAAUUGAUUGAAACACCCAUCACCAAUGAAUUCCUCAACAGAAAGCGCAACGCACGUAUGCUGGAACAGAAACGACGCCAAAAGAUCGCACCCAACAUUGAUCGCCUGUUCAAGACGCUGCUUUCUUGGGACAUCAUAGAGACCAGAGAGAUUCCCCCUUAUGCCAAUGUAUCCAUGUACGAUGCUGUUCCGUCUACUUUCCAGACAUUUGAUGAAUACCGCGCUGUGUUUGAGCCUUUGUUGAUGCUGGAGACCUGGAGCCAACUGUUGCGUGCUAAGGAACAAUUGACGCAAAACGACGUGCUGGAUCGCUGUAUCGUAGAAGGUCGUUGCCAUACCAAUGAUUUCGUGGAUGUUACUUUUGGGCUACCCAUGAGUGUAAUUACCAACAGCCUGUCUGCAGACGACCUUAUUUGUGUCGCAAAUCACUUUGGCAAUCAAUUCUUUGACCAGAUUACGUCGUUUAGUACGCCUUCGAAUGAUCACGCGUGGAAAGGGAAAGCCUUUUUGGGCAAAGUCAUGAACAUCAACCAAAAGAAGAACAUGGGUGAAGUGGUGGUUCGCUGCUAUUUUGCUGGUGAUCGUAUCAGUAUUCUGAAUUCCAUCUCGCCAAAGACCAACUGGAACAUUCUCAAGAUUAUGAGUUUGACGACCACUGUGCGUGAAUACGCUGCCUUGGAGGGAUUGGAAUACUACGAUUUGGCACAGGACAUUAUCAAGCCCAAGGCGAUUCCCAAGCCAAAGCUCAGCAGCUCAUUAAUUCAAAAUUGCUGUACUCGCUACGACGUGAAUGAACCUCAGGCCGUGGCUAUUGUAUCUGCCAUGCAAAAGAAGAAGGGGUUUUCAUUAAUUCAGGGUCCUCCUGGUACUGGUAAAACCAAGACAAUUUUAGCAUUGAUUGUAUCUCUGUUGGAUCAACGCAAACGAGCCACUUCAGAAGACAUGCCUACCUCUGGCAAACUCCUUGUGUGUGCUCCCAGUAACGCUGCCGUGGAUGAGAUCGCCAAACGUCUCAAGGAAGGUGUCAUGACUUCAAACGGCCUCACCAGUCCCAACAUUGUUCGUAUCGGUGUAGCAGACUCUGUCAACGCCAGUGUCAAGGAUCGCAUUUUGGACAAACUGAUUGAAGCAGAGAUGGACGCCUCCAGUGGUAAAGAUGGUGCACCAGGUGGUAAAUGGGGAGCCAAGUUAGACACGUUGCACCAAGACAUUCGAAACAUUCAAAUCAGCUUGGACGAUGUGGACAGAGAAAUCACUCAAGCGGGCAGUGACAUGGUUCAGAUGUCCAUCUUGCGUGACAAAAGAAAGACGCUUGCUCAGAAAUUGACCAAGAGCAGAAUCUUGCUCAAGGAUACUUACCAGGACCAAAAGAACUAUGGUAAAGAAAUGGAGAUUUCUCGCGUCCGUGCACGUCAAAAAGUGUUUGCCAAUGCAGAUGUUGUAUGCGCUACGCUCAGUGGCAGUGGACACGAUAUGCUCACUCAGAUGGGUGUCUCUUUUGAAACUGUGAUUGUGGAUGAAGCUGCUCAGUCGAUUGAAAUCAGUUCGUUGAUUCCUCUCAAGUUUGAUACACAGCGUUGUAUCCUUGUGGGUGAUCCCAAUCAAUUGCCUCCUACUGUCAUGUCAACGUUGGCUACCAAGCAUAAUUACCAGCAGAGUUUGUUUAUGCGACUGGAGAGAAGCAUGGCUUCCGAAGUCAAUUUAUUGAGCAUCCAAUAUCGUAUGCACCCUCAUAUCAGUAGCUUCCCUAGCAAAAUGUUUUAUCAAUCGCAACUCAAGGAUGGCCCCAACAUGGACAAAAUCUCCUCUGCCGUUUGGCAUGCACUCCCUCAGUUCCCUCCGUAUCGAUUCUUCAACAUCAUGGAUGGCCAGGAAAAGCUGGGCAGAGGCAAAUCCAUCUUCAAUGUAGCAGAAGCAGAUGCUGCUGUUGCCUUGGUCGAUAUGCUUUGCACCAAACUGCCUACAAUCAAAUUUGCAAGCAAGAUUGGUGUCAUUACACCCUACAAACAGCAAGUGGGUCAACUCAAGUCUCGAUUCCAAAGGAGAUUUGGCAACAGUAUUUUGGAUGUCAUAGAUUUCAACACAGUGGAUGGUUUCCAGGGCCAAGAAAAGGAGAUUAUCAUAUUUUCCUGCGUCAGAGCUGGUUAUGGUCGUGGCAUUGGUUUCUUGGCUGAUAUGCGUCGUAUGAAUGUAGGCCUGACGCGUGCCAGAUGCUCUCUGUUUGUGCUGGGUAAUGCUCACUCGUUGAACAGCAGUGAGUACUGGGGAGAUUUGGUGUACGAUGCUCAGAAACGUGAUCUCAUUACAGAUUGUGAAUACCCUUAUUUCAACCACACUAUCAAUGAAAUCUCUAUACCACACAAUAUAUUCGAGAAAACAAUAUCCAUCACCAAAUCCAAAACCACCCAGUACAAGAAGGGCCCUGUCAGGAUUUCCGCUCCCAGCAGCCGCAACAACUCAAGAUCGUCUUCUUCUGCUUCGUCCUCUGAGGAUGAAAGGACGACCAGUGCAAGAAUUGGUGAUAAGCGUAAAAGCAGCAGUAGCAAGCAUGGCGGCAGUAGAAAGAGAAGAGUGGAUGAAGAUGUUGAAAUGCGUGAUAUCAAGCAAGAGGAAGAGGAUGUUAAAAUGACCCCUUCCACGUUUCUCGAAAAAGUGCGUCAGGACAAGGAGCAGAAACUCAAUGCCAACAGGAGCCGGUCUGCUACUGCUGUCUCCUUUUCAGCACCAACGAACUCAACCUCAUCAGACCGUACAAAGCUGAGCAUAUCGGGUUAUCGUGCUUCAAGAGGCCUGCCGCCUGCUGGCUCGAACAGAGGAGCUCCACCACAAAGACAACCUAGCACAGGUGCCAAUAGCAGCUUGUUUAUCAACCGACGAAAACCAACGCCUACACGUCCAAAACACACACAUACAUUUCCUGAAGGAAUCAGUGCCAAAGAACACGCUAUCAUGGAGCAUACUGCAGCCAAGGAUCGCAUGCGAAACUUUAGAGAAGAAGAGAGACGUCGUGAUGGCAGAGAUCAUGCAUCAAAAACCCACGUUCGUUACAUAGAUGAUAUAGUAGAGGAUGCUCAAAACAAGUAUAGAAGACAUUGA